AUGAGGACAUUAGCCAAUUGCUACGAUCGAUGCACGACUAGGAUACAGCUUUUCCACCGCCUUCUCACGAUACCCAUUGGAAAGGGGGUACGACAAGGCGAUAUUAUAUCGCCGAAACUGUUCACGGCUGCAUUGCUAUGGAUAAUGAAAUCACUAUCCUGGGAAGAAAGGGGCAUACGUGUUGAUGGAAGAUUUCAUUCGAACCUUCGUUUCGCGGACAACAUCGUUCUCUUUUCGAGCAGUACCAAUGAAGCAGAAACGAUGCUCAACGAAUUGAACGAAGCAGGGAAGAGAAUAGGACUACGAAUAAACAGAAAGAAGGCACAGUUCAUGAAGAACGCCUACUGCGAGGACGGAGGAGUACAACUUGAAGGCUCUCAAAUCGUGGAAACUUCGUCACCUCGGACGUUCUAUGAUCAUAGAAAACGACUUGAAGGAAGAACUGAAUAG
Molecule: messenger RNA, 450 nt
Organism: Necator americanus (New World hookworm)
Lineage: Eukaryota; Metazoa; Nematoda; Chromadorea; Rhabditida; Ancylostomatidae
Exons: 1
Coding region: 1-450 (149 amino acids)
Source: RefSeq, a predicted model, not a curated record